AAAUUUAAUUUAAUUAUCCCCAAUACUCUUUUAUAUCUUCCAUUUCCUAAAAUACCUUUAUUAAUUUCAUAAUCAAAAAAUUCGAAUUUAAAAAAUAACCAUCACUUUACUCCAUUUAUUUAUGUCCUGUUGAUAGAGCCAUGCAAUAUCGCGGUUAGAGCGCGACAUCAGCACAAAUAUUGUUCCAGUCUGAUAGAUUUUUACUUAAGACGAAGAAUAAUCCUUUAAAAAAAUUUACAAAUGAAAUAUUAUGCUAUUCAUUGAUUCCUCUUCGGGCUUCCUUAGCUACCAUUUCAUAUUAAGAGGAAAAUAUAAAAAUUAAGUCUUGCACUCAGUUUUCCAUUUCCAUAUUGAUCUUUUCAUUGCUCACAUUGCAAGCGAUAUCAUGUUUCUAAAUGAGGUUGCCAUAUAGAGCCUAACUGAUGUAUAUAAGAAGUUUGACCACCUUACUCCUAAUGAUAUUUAUUACAGCAAGUUGUGGUCAUCAAUGGACUCACACAUUUUUGCAUAUACAAGGAAAUGCCUUUCCAGUUCACGAUAUAGUGACGCCCGAGGAUUUAAAAAUUAUUCAGGAGACAAAAGAUACGCAUGUAAAUUUGAAAUUAUACCCCUCGGAUAACGUAUUGAGCCCUGAUUUUUACAUAGAAGAUAGGAAUGGGGAAAAAAUCGAGUAUUCCAACCCUGAAAAUUUUAAAUUUUAUAGAGGAUACUACGAGAACCAUCCAGUGGGUUUUUUUGUAAAGGACAUAAAGAAGGAUACGCUGCAAGGCAUGAUGGAAAUUGACGAUCAGCCAUUCAAGAUUGAAAGUCAUUCUAUUCUAACAGACUUAACUAACAGCAGGUUGCACCGCUUAAUAGCUCUAAAAAAGGAUAUAAUUGCAAAUGUUAAAGAUUAUAUCAACGUGGGCCAUACUACAAAUCACAAUUACUCUCGUAAAGUAGCGAAACAAUCAACCUAUUAUAUUGAAGGGUCAUUUUAUAAAGAUUUGCGUUUUCCUCUUUCCGUGACUGAUCAUGAAUUAAUGAUAUAUGCCAGUCAGGUUGACUUUAUUUUAAGAGAACCUACGAUUCAAAAGAAAAUAUAUUUCGUACUAAAGUCUAUAAAAAAUUACAAUGGUACUCCAAUAUAUGCUAAUCAUCAAAUAGGGACGUUUUGUGAUGAGACAAAGAACAGUAGAGUUCAAAAUCAAGAAGAUGUAUCGUUCUUAAUAUCAUCGAGCUGGGCAGGUCAAUAUCGUGUCCUCGGUUAUGCUAAUUUGGAAGCUAUAUGUAAGGUUGAAGUAAGUUGUAGUUUAAUUUCACCAACUUCAACAGAUACAGGUAUAACUAUAGCGCACGAGCUAGGCCAUCUAUUAGGAUGUAAACAUGAUAUGGAUAAUGCGUGCAACUCAUUAUCUGUUGCUGGUAUAAUGCAUUAUGAGACGAAAUUACCAAGAAAUCAAAUAUGGUCUACCUGUAGUGCUAGAGAAAUCGACACAUAUUUUUCAAAAGGUAAUGUAAGUUGUCUAGAGAAUGGCGAACGAUAUAAGGCAACCGCAAUCCCCUUGCAUAAUAUAGAUUUUCAAAAAAUGUGUUCCACUUUUGGUGCUAACAUUAGAUAUGAAAUUCAAAAGAGUACUUGCGCCACCAUAACAUGCCUAGGUCAAGGUUACUCUUAUGAAAUUCCCCAAUUUAUAAAUGGAUUACCAUGCAAUGAUGAUAAUACAUUAUCAAAUACGGAAACGAAUUCGGCAUGCAAUAAAGGAAGGUGCACGUCUAAAUCUGACUUUAACAACGACCAAAAAACUCCUGAUAUUGUUACAUGCUGGGAUAAGGCAGAUUAUUCGUAUUGCAACCAGGUUGUAUCUAGGAAAUUAUGUUUAGAACGUGAUCUUGGGUCAUUUUGUGCCAAAUCCUGUAAUCAAUGCGGGUGAUAUUAAAUAUGCCAUUAAUCAUUAUAAGAAAAAAAUGAUUUUAAAUUCAAAAAAUUUUUAUAAUAUAUAUUAAUU
Messenger RNA from Gordionus sp. m RMFG-2023, 1988 nucleotides. RefSeq names its product A disintegrin and metalloproteinase with thrombospondin motifs 12-like. The transcript has 13 exons. The record is from RefSeq and is a predicted model, not a curated record. Gene Ontology annotation, molecular function: metalloendopeptidase activity. Gene Ontology annotation, biological process: membrane protein ectodomain proteolysis. NCBI's taxonomy places the organism in Eukaryota, Metazoa, Nematomorpha, Gordioida, Chordodea, Parachordodidae. The coding region runs from base 423 to 1913 and encodes 496 amino acids.